Molecule: messenger RNA, 903 nt
Organism: Auxenochlorella protothecoides
Lineage: Eukaryota; Viridiplantae; Chlorophyta; Trebouxiophyceae; Chlorellales; Chlorellaceae
Product: Transmembrane protein 184C
Exons: 6
Coding region: 1-903 (300 amino acids)
Biological process (GO): transport
Molecular function (GO): transporter activity
Source: RefSeq, a predicted model, not a curated record
AUGGCCCAGUUCCCGAUGCGCCGCGUGUUCCGGGGGCUCUGGAUCCUGCUGACCCUGUGCACCUUCUCCGCCCUGCCAUGGAUGAUCGUGGAGCUGCGCAAGCAGCACUUCUCCGUCCACUACCAGGCCUGGUUCAUCGCGGGCGUUUUUGUGAUCCUGGCCGUCUCCGCCUCCAUUUACGAGGUUGCCAUGCACCUGGAGCACUACAACCGCCCCGCGCUCCAGAUCCGGGUGGUGCGCAUCCUGUGGAUGGUGCCCAUCUACGCCGUGGACGCGUGGCUGAGCCUGCGCUUCUCCGACGCACGCACCUACAUCGACCCGCUGCGCGAGUGCUACGAGGCCUUUGUCAUCUACAACUUCUACUGCUACCUCAUGGCCUACCUGGAGGAGGAGUACGGCGACGUGGACGCCUACUACGCGACGCGCCCACCCGUGCCCCACCCCGCGCCCAUGGACCGCCUGCUCCGCCCCUGGGCCCCCGGCGCCGACUUCUUCUGGGAGACCAAGCGCGGCGUGCUGGCCUACGUCAUCACCCGCCCGCUCACCACCGCGGACUACAUGGACCCCAACUCCCAACGCCCAGGCUUUCUCAAAAACGUCAAGGUCAUGUUUGACGUGCGGGAUGUCGUGGAUGAUGUGCAAGAUGUGGUGACGGACACUGGCGACAACAUAGCCGACAUGGGGCGGCGGACAUGGAAGCAGGCGAAGAACCACACCGCCAACCUGGUGCAGUCGCCGCCCUCCUACCUGAAGGGCCUUUUCGCCCGGGAUGCCAAGCUCCGGCGGAAGGAGGGCGAGGGUGUGCCAUACAGUGACGAGGACUCUUCGCCCACCAGGGGCAGCCUGCAUGCCCUGUUACAGAGGAGCCAGUCCCGGCCGGGGCCAAUCUCCAGCAGCCCCUGA